CAGCUCAAAACUCAUCAUGAUGCAGUGUACAAUAUAAUGAAUGUUUUCUCAGAUUGACUGGCCGUCUCAGCUCAAACAUCAUCUGAAACAUGUCCAUUUAUAUUUGUAUGAAAUUUUAGCGGACUAUUUGUAAGAGUAAGACAAACACUUUUCUAAAAUGUGUUUAUUUGUAUAUAACUUAUAUAACUUGUGAAAUGAACACGCUUGUGAAAGUGACGACAGUGCUGCACUAUUGCAAUGUGUUGCUUCCUAAAUGACCAACAAUUAUACAGGUUAACAAAUAUCAGUAAACGAACAGUUAUGAAAGCAAUCUGAGCUAGUGAUUCACUCCACUCUCGGAAAUCAAGGCUUGGAGCUGUCUCUGGGCCAGUACCUGUGUAAAAGGUUCAUAUUUGUACAUAAAGGGUCAUAAUGGCACCUCAAAGGUACUUUUUAAUUACAUCCGGGCACUGAUAUGCACUUUUGAGGUGCCACUGAGGACUUUUGGGUACAAACCUGAAUCUUUUAUAACGGUACAGCCCCAGUGACUGCUCCUGUGCCUUUAUUUCUGAGAGUGCACCGAGUGAAGCUGCAGCCGCUGCUCUGAGAGACACUUUUAAAAAAUUGCUAAAAGUGGCCAAAUGAAUGUUAAAAACUGCUAAAUCUGUUGCUAGCUGCUGUUUGAUAAAAAUAAGUGGCUAAAUCUAGCAAACAAUUGCUUUGUUAGCAACAUUGGUUGUACGAGCCGCGCGUUCUUGUCUUUGUAGCGAGCGAGCGCGCCCCCGAGGAGGCUCUGUUUGCGCGUGCUCGCUGUUCCGCUCUCAGCGCUUCAGUCCGGCUGGUUUCUGUUUCGGUUUGCGGGACCGGAACUGCAUGUCGCUACUCUGCGUGCACGCCCCCUGAUCUGCUUUAGCAGUUCCAGUUCUCCAGAAACCUUCCCUUUCCACAGUCAACUAUGAACAUGAGGAGACAAGAGAGAGACGCCAGCUCAGCAGAGGAUGAGACGCAUCCUCAUUACUUAUGGUCAGGCGAGCAGCAGUGCUCAGGCUGGAGUCAGUGUUCAUGUGAAAGCUGAAACAGGAGCAGGGGUUAAUUUUUCUUUACUCACUGGAAACACAAUCACAGGCACAGUGAACUACUACAGCUCGAACCCUGCAGGAACCGAUCAACAGAAGCGCUCAGAGACAGCAGAGGAACACACAGAGCAGCAAGGUCCCUCAGAGGAUUCGAAACUGAGACGGUUCUUGAAAACACAUAAACACAGCAUGAAGAAGAAAGCAGAAUAUAUAUUUGAACACAGUGAAGAAGUCGAUCUGAAGACUAUUUACACAGAGCUGUUCAUCACACAGGGAGAUAUGAGAGAUGUCAAUCAGGAGCACGAGAUCCUGACAAUUGAUGACGCUUUUAACAGAAAACAAACACAGGACAAGCCAAUCAAAUGUAAAGAUAUGUUUACUGAACUGAAGAAGAAGAGUAAUAAAAAAACAGUGCUGACAAAGGGCAUCGCUGGCAUUGGAAAAACCGUCUCUGUGCACAAGUUCAUCCUGGACUGGGCAGAAGGGGAAGUCAGUGAGGAUAUAGACUGUGUGUUCCUGCUUCCAUUCAGGAUGAUCAACAUGAUUAAUGAUAAAGAGUUCAGUCUGCAUGAGCUUCUGAUGGAGUUUUAUUCUGGACUGAAGGGUCUGGAAAACUCAAAGCUGUAUGAGAAAUGUAAUAUAGCAUUUUUAUUUGACGGGCUUGAUGAGAGUCGUCUACCUUUGAAUUUUAACCGUGGAACACUGAAUACAGUUGAGACGAGAUCAUCUGUAGAUGUCUUGUUCACCAGUCUGGUUAAAGGGAAUCUGCUUCCAUCAGCUCUAGUCUGGGUGACCUCACGACCAGCAGCAGCCAAUCAGAUCCCUCUUGUAUGUGUGGGAUUGGUCACGGAGGUGCGAGGAUUCACUGAGCAGCAGAGGGUGCAAUACUUCAGAAAGCAGAUCACAGAUGAGAAUCAGGCCUCCAGAAUCAUAUCACACAUCAAGACCUCUCGUAGUCUCUACAUCAUGUGCCAUAUUCCUGUGUUCUGCUGGAUCACGGCCACUGUCCUUCAGCAAAUACUCAAGGAGAAAACCGAGAACAUCAGCACCACACUCACUGAGAUGUACGUUCACUUCCUGCUGAUUCAGAUGAACAUGAAGAGCCAGAAGUAUGAUGACCAAGAAGAAAGAGAUUAUACGAAGCUCUUAGAUUCAAACAAAGAGAUGAUCCUGAAAUUAGCCAGGCUGGCCUUCAAACAGCUAAAGGAUGGACAGAUUGUGUUCUAUGAGAAAGAUCUGCAGGAGUGUGGCAUUGAUGUGAGUGUAGAAACUGAGUUCACUGGAAUGAUCGCUGAGAUCUUUAAGAAGGAACGUGGACUCCAUGAAAAGAAGGUCUUCUGCUUUGUGCAUCUGAGUGUUCAAGAGUUCCUCGCUGCACUGUAUGUGUUCUUCUGCUUUCUGGAGAGGAACAACGAUGAGCUUCAGUUUUUCUUUGAGGAGUCACAAAGUACAACCAGAGGAAAACUUCAGCUCCAUGACUUGGUAAAGAAGGCCAUCGAUAAGGCAAUGUUUAGAAAGAGUGGGCAUCUGGACCUGUUCCUGUUUCUGCGGUUUCUGAUGGGCAUUUCACUGGAAUCCAGUAAUAAACUUCUCAUAGGGCUGCUCAAACACACUGAAGACACCACAGAGAGCAUCAGAAAAAUAACUGAGCAUGUUAAACAGCUGCAGGAAAAGAGCAUCUCAGAGGAAGCUUCGGUGAACCUAUUUUACUGCUUGCUUGAACUCAACGAUCAGUCAUUACAUGAGGAAAUCCAGAGUUACCUCAGUGCACAAGCAGACCCAGGGAGAAAACUGUCUUCUUCAAUGUGCACAGUGCUGCUCUAUGUACUGCUCAUGUCCGAGAAGGUGCUGGAUGAGUUCAACCCGAAGAGGUUCACCUCAUCUGAAUCAAACUACAGGACACUCGUUCCAGCUGUGAGGUCAUGCAGAAAGGCCCUGUUUGAUGGCUGUGGCCUUGAUGAAACCUGCUGUGAUGCUGUGUCUUCAGCUCUACAAUCCUCAAACUGUGUUCUGAGAGAGCUGGACCUCAGUAACAAUGCCCUGCAGGACUCAGGAGUGAACAUGAUCGCUGAAGGACUGAAGAGUCAACACUGUAAACUGGAGAUACUGAGGUCAGAGUUUGAACACCUGAUUAAUUGAAUGGUUAAAUCAAUCGAUCAAUCAUUGAUUUUUUUAAACAUGAGAUUACCUCAAACCACUGUUCAUGUAAUUUGUUUUUUUUUCUCAGACUGGGCAUGUGUAAACUCACUGUUCAGUGCUGUGAGAGUUUGUCUUCAGCUCUACAAUCCUCAAACUGUGUGCUGAGAGAGCUGGACCUGAGUAACAAUGCCCUGCCAGAUUCAGGAGUGAAACUUCUCUCUGAUGGACUGAAGAGUUCAGACUGUAAGCUGGAGACACUCAGGUUGGUCAUGUGUAAUCUCACUGUUCAGUGCUGUGAGAGUU
Molecule: messenger RNA, 3497 nt
Organism: Danio rerio (zebrafish)
Lineage: Eukaryota; Metazoa; Chordata; Actinopteri; Cypriniformes; Danionidae
Source: RefSeq, a predicted model, not a curated record